Protopterus annectens (West African lungfish) is the source of this 2121-nucleotide messenger RNA. RefSeq names its product mitogen-activated protein kinase 14 (gene MAPK14). The transcript is spliced from 12 exons. Lineage: Eukaryota; Metazoa; Chordata; Ceratodontiformes; Protopteridae. Gene Ontology annotation, biological process: protein phosphorylation; intracellular signal transduction. The coding region runs from base 417 to 1502 and encodes 361 amino acids. Gene Ontology annotation, molecular function: ATP binding; MAP kinase activity. Gene Ontology annotation, cellular component: nucleus; cytoplasm. The record is from RefSeq and is a predicted model, not a curated record.
CCUCUCUGCCCGGCAGCACAUAGUGACAUCUCGCGGUGUUAGGGGAGGAUGCGAGAAUUGUUUGCAGCCAAGUUUUGAGCUAUUCAGUGAGUUUGCAUUGGGAGUGUAAUUGUUGACCUCCUGUUUUGUGCACGGCUUGUACCCGGCGAUUGUUCUAUAAAUUCUUGGAUUCUGUCUUGUGCCCGUGGGUGCUCUGAUAAUCCUCUUGCAGCUGGCGGCCCGCCCACGGUGUUGCCCUUGUUACCGGAAUUCGCGUUUGCGUUGCAGGGCAGGUGGGUGCUAGGAGCUGGGGGACGUUGCACGGUCGUUGCAAGUGGCGCGCGACCUGGUUGUCCCUCUCAGGACCUAGGUGAUUGCGUGGGUCUUGGGUAGCGGGUGACGGUUCCCCUCUCGUUGCAGCGGCUGUAGCCGCCGCCAUGUCUAAAGUCAGGCCAACGUUUUACCGGCAGGAACUGAACAAGACUAUCUGGGAGGUUCCCGUGAGAUACCAGAAUCUGAGCCCUGUGGGGUCCGGUGCUUAUGGAUCUGUCUGUUCAUCAUUUGACGCGAAAUCAGGACUUCGUGUAGCUGUCAAGAAGUUGUCUAGGCCGUUCCAGUCCAUCAUCCAUGCGAAGAGGACCUACAGAGAACUGCGCCUCUUGAAACACAUGAAACAUGAAAAUGUGAUUGGGUUGUUGGAUGUUUUCUCACCUGCUGAGUCGUUGGAAGAGUUCCAUGAUGUGUACCUAGUAACGCACCUGAUGGGAGCUGAUCUAAAUAACAUUGUGAAAUGCCAGAAAUUGACAGAUGACCAUGUACAGUUUUUAAUAUAUCAAAUAAUCCGUGGCUUAAAGUACAUCCAUUCUGCAGGCAUCAUUCACAGAGACCUCAAGCCCAGCAACUUAGCAGUCAAUGAGGAUUGUGAACUAAAGAUCCUUGAUUUUGGAUUGGCUCGGCAUACGGAUGACGAAAUGACUGGGUACGUUGCCACAAGGUGGUACAGAGCUCCAGAGAUUAUGCUGAACUGGAUGCACUACAACCAAACAGUUGACAUAUGGUCAGUAGGCUGCAUAAUGGCCGAACUGUUGACAGGAAGAACGUUGUUCCCUGGUACCGACCAUAUUAACCAGCUUCAGCAGAUCAUGCGACUGACCGGAAUUCCGCCGGACUACCUCAUCAACCGGAUGCCUAGCCAUGAGGCUCGAUUGUACAUUCAGUCUUUGCCAGAUAUGCCGAAAAGGAGUUUUGAAGAGGUGUUCAUAGGAGCAAACCCACUUGCUGUUGACCUUCUGGAGAAGAUGCUGGUACUAGAUACAGAUAAACGGAUAACAGCGGCCGAAGCCUUAGCGCAUUCCUACUUUGCACAGUAUCAUGAUCCCGAUGAUGAACCUGAGGCAGAACCCUACGACCAGUCAUUUGAAAGCAGAGAGCUUUCCAUAGAGGAGUGGAAAGAAAUGACAUACGAUGAGGUGAUCAGCUUUGAACCGCCACCACUACUGGACUCUGAUGAGAUGGAAUCCUGAGAGCCUUCCAUUUUGAAUCUAGUUUUUUGUUUUAAAAUUUUCUGUCGCACUGUGAGGAAGCAUCUCUUAACCUAAAUUUUUCUAAAUGUCAUUCAAGUGCCUGUCGUUUCAGACAUGGAUUUUCUGCCAGUGAGGAGAGCUGGACAUUGGUGUGUGUGGUACGCAGAGAUGUGAAUCUGCAGGCAGUGUCACUACUGUUAGUGGUAUUUAUGCAGACAAAGCCUUUUAACUUACUCUGUCUUCAUUAUGAGGAUUUCAGUCAGUUUUACGUUUUUUUUUAUUGGGGAAGGGUCACCAUAUCCAAGCAGUUCGGUUAAUGCUUUUGGAUUGCUAUCUUAAAACUGACUUCCAGAUCUUUUCUUCAGCCAAAGGACAUUACCAACAUCUGUAUUCACCAUACCAGGGUACUGGCAGGUAGAAAUGCUGUACAUGUAUUUCAAGACAGUAUUGUGACUUCUGUUGUCAUUGUGAGGGAAAUUUUCCAGUAUUGUAUUUUGGGGCUCUAGCCAUUUAUAUAUGCACUUCCUCUGAAAGAUGAAGUGUUAACGUUUGUUUGGAAUAGCUUUUGGAUUUGAUUUGAAGACUGCAGAUGAAAUAAGAAUAUAAAAUGUGAAGCACA